Pocillopora meandrina is the source of this 9815-nucleotide messenger RNA. Lineage: Eukaryota; Metazoa; Cnidaria; Anthozoa; Scleractinia; Pocilloporidae. The record is from the annotation of a GenBank genome assembly.
AUUUCGAAUAGCUACUUUGUUUAUGUUAUGGCUGGAUCCUUUCAAAUGGAAAUGUAUCAGAGCUAAAAAUAUUAACUAUAUAUCCUUCUUUAUAAGAGAAAGUGAUUUUCGAUAUUGUCACUACAAUGGCUUCUGCAAGAGAAGGCAGAGGCACAACUCAUGUUGGUUUUGUGUGUCAGAGAUGCUAUCAACCCUUGAAGUUGGAUCAUUCCUUGUUAUCUUUGGACGAGGAAACGAUCGCAGAGCUUACAGGUUAGAUACAAUAAUCGCUGAACUAAUAACAGGGGAUCAUAAUAGAGAUCAUUGAAUCGUAAAAUAGAAAGAAAAAGUCGAGAUUUGAGAACAUGAUCUUUAAAUUGAUUUCGUUCAUUAUCCUUGAGAUAUCACUCACAACUAAAAUUUAACUGUUAAGGUACAAAUCCUUGAAAAACAAUCGAGCCAACAAAUUUCUUGAAGACUGACUAUCUGUCAGUGCACUUUGUGCGUGGGCAAACUCGAAGUGUUUAUUUCCUUGUGGCAAUCAACUUCUAUCCAUGCGUAUAAACGUAUUUAUCACUCCAGCUGUGCUCAAGCUUAUUGUAAUGGUGCUAAUCUUAACUGUCACCUCUGGGGAUUUACACUGUUGUCUAAACAUGCAAUAUAAAAAAAAUCAUUGCCUUCACAUUUGACAGCUUUAGUGGCCAAAUCUAUAAUAUUUCUCUCGUAAGUCUCUUGUUUACAUGGUGGGUAAUUAUAAUCUCCCAGUCUCCCACACAGUUUGCCAAAUCUCCUCAGUACAAGGAAAUUGAUUUUUUUAAUUUGGUCUUUGUAAUGAGGGAAGUGUAGGUAAUGUUUUCAUUAAAAUAUCCACCCAUGGGAGAGACUGAGAUGAAGUAGUCCAUUUACAAAUUUAAGAAGGAUUUCAGAUGAAAGUUUUCCAGAGGUUGGCAUCUCUAGGUAGUGACUGACUUUUUUGUAAUUAAAUAUUAGACUCAGUCUAGCAUCAAAAGGAAAUAAAAAUGUUUCAUCCUGAAAUUUCUAUUUCCAGCUCCAUUUCCUGAAUUUGCAGCCCAGACUGAUGGUGGAGAAGACACAAAUGGGAAGUAUGACCCUUCUUCAUGUCAGGUACAAUUGUCCCUUAUGAAUUUACAUUUCUCAGAGUAAAAAGUACAUUAAGACUUAAGUUUUGUGGCAUGAUCCAGAUUAAAGGAAUUUCUGGUUAUUGUUGUAUUAAAAUAAGUUUUUGAAAUAGUUAUAGCUGCCUACAAGCAGUUGUAUAAGAGUGAUUGCUGCAAUCACUCCUUAUAAUUGCUUGUAGGUUGUCUCAGUAGAGAAAUGUUAUGAACCCAGGCAACAAAAUGAUUUUGUGAAGUUUUGUCAAGAUAAUUGGCUGUUUGCCUUGUUUGAAAAUCAUUUACAAUAAAUUUGGUAUUUUUUGACUAGACUGCUGUCAAUACAGAGGGAGAUGAUACAGUCAUAAGGAGAAUCAUUUCUCCUGCAAGGUAAAUUUCCUUUUUACUUAGAUUUGGUUAUCCUUGGAAAUUGUGUAAUUCUUAUGACUUUUUAACAUGACCCCUCUGACUUUUUAGACUUCAGUCACUGGAGGGUGGUUUUACUCUGAUCGGAGACUCACAGCCAAUUAACACAGAAAACCUCAGUCACAGGCUUAAGGUACAGUAAGUCAGAAGUUAAUAACAGUGGUAUGAAGGAGGAUGUUUUGUUUUGUAACUUUUUAUGUAAUUUUUUUUCUUUACCGGUAAUAUGACUUUCUCAAAUGUGUAUUAUGAUGUGGGCAUGCAGUAGUCAUAUAAUAUGUGUGACCUUACUGCAUCAUUAUCUUUUGGUAUUCAUUUUCUGGAAAUUAAAUUGGUGUCAGCAGAUUGUCAUCUGUCAAAAAUGCUGAGUGAAUAAAUGGUGAGUAAGCUCCAGCAUACAGUGCUCCAUCUGUUCCAUCUGCAGUAACAAAUUGCUCUUAAAUUAACCAAGAGAAACAACAAUAAAUGAAGGGGUUAAGUUUAUAAAGAAAUUGUGGUACUGGUAUUAUCAACUAUUAUGAGUUUCAAAGCUUAUAUGUCAUCAGAGCAAAAGGCUGAUUUGUGUAGCUCUUAUGGCUUUUGCUCUGAGGAAAGGCUAAUGCUAAAAAACAUUAGCUUUGAAACUCUUUACAGUGGCCAAUUUAUGUUGUCAACUCAGUUGAUAGAACCAAAUUACCUUGUUAAGAGAAACACCAGUCCAGCAAGGGACACACUUCUGACAGACUUAAAUCAAAUCACCACAACUAAAUGUCAGCUCCUGUUUGACCAUAUACUAUAAUGAUACAAACAAAUGUAGAAAGUUUCAUAGACAUGACUGUGUUUGUUUUCAUUUGUGAAGGUCACUAGUCAGUUGUUUGAUAUAAUGUCUGGACAGUCAACCAUUGAUCACCCUUUGUGUGAAGAGUGUACAGACACCUUAUUAGACCAACUAGACCAGCAGCUUAAGAUCACAGAUGAUGAACUCAAAGAUUACAAAGUUUUUUUUGAGAAGCUCAAUGACAAACCAUCACUAGAUGGUGAGGCCUUGUCAAAGGAACUUGAAAAGCUUAGAAAGGAAGAGCAAGAACUGAUAAAGAAAUUAGAGGAAAUUGAAAUGGAAAGAAGCAAAGUGGCUGAAAAACUUGAAGCAGAGAAAGAGAGAUCUAAGCAGUUGGAGAUUGAGGAAAACAAGUAUUGGAUGGAAUACAGUGAGUAUCAAAAGGAGCUCUUGGAAUAUGAAGAUGAGCAGCAGAGGUAAGUUCAUAGAAUUUAGAAGCUUUUUUAUAUUCUACAAUGCUUAGUAGGGUUAAGGUGGUAUUGUCUUUUUCAAGUUGGGAUUUGGCAGUGUGACUGGCUUCUUGGAAACUAUUGGGGAAACCUCAAACAGUGCAGAGGGAGGGGUGGGAGGGGGUUGUCCUUUCAUAGACUAGUGUCCCAUUCCAGCAAGAAUUAGCUGUACUCUGUCAUUUCAUGUCAUUGAAUCAGGACUCAGUCCUGAUAGAAUUGGUUAUCUGACUUUACAUGUACUUACCUUAUUUUAUUUGGUUUCCAAAACAAAUGUACAAUCAAGAUUACACAUGAACUGACAACUUCAGCUGGAUGUUAUUUGUGAUCGACAUGUAUGUACAGCCUAACAAGUGUUAUAAGUUACUUCUAUUUUCUUUAUGCCAAAUCACUGAGAAUCUGGUUAGAAAUAAGUUUUAAAGCAGUUAUACACACCUAACAUUGUGUCUACUAGUAGAUCUUGCCUGAAAUUAAUGGGAAAUAUUAUUUAUUGUUUUUAUUAUUGUUUAUCUAUUUGUUUCUGUAAGGUCUUUUUUCUUCGCAGUGUUGAUAAUCAGAUGAGAUAUGCUCAGGCACAGUUAGAUAAAUUAAAGAAGACAAAUGUAUUCAACAGUACUUUUCACAUAUGGUGAGUUGACAAUUCACUUCAUAGUCGUCCUAAAACAAAACUAGAAAAAUAAAAACCAAACAAAAACCAAACAGUAUGGGCCAUAAAGUUUACUUGCCUCCUGUAUGGCAAACCAGUUGCUAGAUGCUUUAAUCUCCCUAAUCAUUCUCAGCAGCAUAUGUCAGUUUGUGGCCUUUCCUUACAUCUAGGCAGUUCAUUAUAGCAGAGCAUUAUAUCUCUAAGUCUAUUGGAAAAUAUAGUUCUAAUUUAUAUAUCAGGACUCGUUAUAAACUCCAAUUGAAAACAGUAUAAAGGUGUUCAUAAAUCUAUAAGUCUUUGCUCUUGGGGGGACAAAGACUCAAGUCUGUCUAAGAUUAUAUCUUGGGAUGUGUCUUUCUGGUAGAAGAUGUCCAAGGUUGUGACUGGGUGCAGUAACAAUGUCAUUGAAUAGUUUGUCACAUGGUUUUAAAUGCCUGUUGCUUAGCUUUAAAAUUCCACUGAGGUCCAAGCUGUCUGUGUAGUCAAUGUUGGGGUAGAUGAUUGCCAGAACACACUUCUGAACCCGCUACAUGGCAUCUGAUAAGUAGGCUGGUUGUGCAAAAUGGAAAACCUGACAGCUGUACUCCAAAACAGGUCUUACGCAGAUACUAAAUUACCCUGUAUUUCAUCAACCGCAAAGAUUGUUGACACAGUAUUAUGGAGUGUAUUGUAAACUUGGUCCUUUCAAUAGUGUCAGGAGCAUAGUAAGGUUUAAAAGUUCUCCUAAUGUGUAUAAAUCAAUUAAAUUUUUGGGUAAUAAUGCAAGCUCUACCUGAUCUCUUUGUAGGCACAAAGGUCACUUUGGAACAAUCAAUAACUUCAGACUAGGUCGGCUGCCAAGUGUGCCUGUAAGUUUUACAGUAACCCCACAAUUGUACUUCUAGUCUUUUUAAAUUUUGUAAACAUUGCAAGUAAUGGUAUAUGUGUGUCAUUUAUUGCAGGUUGAGUGGAGUGAAAUCAAUGCUGCUUGGGGUCAAACUGUCUUAUUAUUACAUUCUCUAGCCAGAAAGAUGAACUUAACGUUUGAGAGGUAAGUCGUAAGGAAGAGCGCUCCUAGUGAAACAGUUCGAGAAUAUUUGGAGCGUAAAACUGAGAAGUGUCUGAUAGAAAUUCUUGUUUUGUAAUAAAUCAAUUAUGAAUUCAAAAUUCUGACAAAGAAGUCAAAAUUAAAGAAACUUUUCAUUGUUCUUCACAUGCUGUUUCAGACAUUUACCUUCAUUUUAUCGUAUCUCUCAAACAUUAUAGAUAUCGUUUGGUUCCUUACGGAAAUAAUUCCUAUCUAGAAUCACUGACAGACAAAUCAAAGGAUCUUCCAUUGUAAGUCAUACUUAUUUCUCUGUUAUGACCAUAUUUUACCAUUUUUUACACCAUAUCUUAUUGAAAAUAAUAUUUAAAAUUUAAUGAUUUAAUUAAUUUUUUUAACUGGAACUCAACUUAGCAACUCAUUUGCUUUUGGUUAUGAAUUAGAGUAGACUUAACUUAUCCUUUUUCACCAGCAUAUAAAGUUCGAACAGAUAAGUACAUCUUUAAUGUUUACCAAAUUUCCUUUCAACAGAUAUGGAUCUGGAGGAUUUAGAUUCUUCUGGGACACAAAGUAAGUGACACAUGAAUGUAAAGUUUCUCUUCUUGAUCUGCUUCGUGACAAACUACCUUACAGCUUUAAGAACGAAAUUCACGAAAUCAAAUGUCAAAUAAGGAAGAACCUUAUAUACCUGGUUUAAUCUCUUUUAAUAUAGGAAUACCCUUAGAUCGUGAAUUGUUUUCAAUAAAUAAUGGAAUGAGAUGUUUGCAACUUCUAACAGCCGCCUCCGUAAAUCAUAUCUGCAUAUUUUUGAAUCGUGAAAGUCAUUUAAGUUAGCUAGAGUUUGAAGUAAUCCGACUCCGUCCAGAUAAAGCUUUCAAAGAUAUUUAUCCACUGAAAUGAUUGUUACACAGUUCAUAAAUUGUAGACGUACCUGAAAUCGUGUUUCAUGACGCUUUUGACGUUUUCAUUACUUGUACAACUCAGUCAUCAGAUUUAGACUUAAUCAAUCGCUCUGACGAAGGGCUAACGCUCGAAACGUCAGCUGUUUUACUCUUUACGGUGGCCAAUUUACGUUUUCAACUCAGUUGUUAACACUAAAUUACCAGAUUUAGACUUACUUUGCUUGUAUUCUUUCGCUGUGGAGCUCUUAAGAUGAAGUAUUUCAUGCUUCAACUUUGGUUUCCAACAUUAGAAACCAAUUCAGUAGACUUCAACUCUGAAAUAUUUGGUAAAUAACAGCUUAGCUCAAGUGGAGAACAUUUUCUUGUCGUAAGAAUAUUUAAAAUGCUCGUGUUUGUCGUAUAAGACCAAAGUUUUCCCGCCAUAUGAAUGCGCGCUUACCAGCCUUUUGUUCGCUGAUUGGUUGUUUGGAAAUGAGAACGGACGGUGAUUGGCCGGUCGUAACAAUGUAGACUUGGGAGUCCUUUCAAAAAUAUUUCCAGACUCAGUUGUGAUUGGUGAAGUUUUGAAGAACAUUGUUUAUAUUUUGCAAGCAUCGAUCUCAAUACGAAUAGUUAACCUACAGUGAUAAAAAUGGAGCGAGUUUCGAGGAGUGAAAAGGGAUCAUGAAAUUGCCAUUUUCCCUCCCCACUCGCAAACUUUUGAAAUUUCUCAACAGAAUUAUCCAAUUGUGGUCUUUCACUAAAGUGCUCUGUUUACUAGAAUUUUUUUAACUCUGGUGUAUUUUAUACAGGUUUGAUCAAGCAAUGGUUGGAUUUUUAGACUGUUUACAACAGGUACAUGAAUGUAAUAUUACAAAUUUGAAAUAACAUUUUUCUCUAGGUACAGUAAUCCAGCGAUCAAACUCAGACCCUAACAAAAAAAUGUUUCGAAAACGUAACUUAAUCUUUUGUUUAACUGUCGGAGAAAUGAUGUGCAGCGUUUCUUUCACUUAGAGAAACGUAAUAUCUCUAGGAUUUUUUUAAUUAGAAAAUCUCACAAACGGUCGUUAUUGGGCGCCAUUUUUACAAGCAAUAUCUUAACACGCUUAGUCGAAAACUGCUGUUAUUUGCGUCCUUAGUUUAAAGAAGCUGUUGAAAAAGUGGACAAGAGGUUUUGCCUUCCAUACAGGUGAGAGAGUGUACCAAUAAAACAAUUUUGAGAGCGUUUUUUGUCUCUCCUGAUCUAUAUUUUGGUAAAAGAUUUGAUGUUUUUGGAAAGUCCUGAGUAAUUUUUGCUCGUAUGUGCAAGUAUAAUUUAUGGAAGGCUCUGUCAGCGGUUUGAUGAAUUAGUAGAUCGCUUUUAUGUAAAUUUUGAGGCUCAAACUUAGAGUCGGAUUCAAUUAUAUUCGGAUUUUGCGAGCGCAAAUAUCAGGUGUCACGCAUUGUUUGACGCUCACGAUUGCGUGACUAAUUGGUAUUAUGCUUUCAUGACGUCAAGCAUACGUCACUAAAUAUUUGUCUCCAACCGAACUAAUUGGUAACGAACAUUCGUGACGUAACUUUUGAGUCACUAAUUUCUCAUUGAAUUAACCUAAUGACCAACGGUUAACUAGUUAAUUGGUCGUUAUGUUUAUGACGUGUACUCCCUGGUUAAGUCAUUUGCUGCAAGUCCGCGAGCCGUUCAGACGUACUUUUUGCGCUCCGUGAAAAAAUUCGCUAGGACAGUUCAAAGAUGGCCAAAGCUAAAACUCGACGAGUUGUUAAGAAAUCAGCCUUAGCCAAGAAGAAGAAGGCGGUCAAGAGGCCCCCUCUUACAAGCGAAAAGGUGUUGGCUGCCAUCGCCGCCUUGAAAGACCGCAAUGGUUCAAGUGCGAAAGCUAUCAUGGCCUACCUCCUCACGCAACGUGGUUCAAAGAGAGUUACACCUUUUCAAGUACGAAUUGCGUUGGCGCGCGCUGUCAAAGAAAAAUCACUGGUGAAGAAUGGAGCUUUGUUUAAAGUUGCUCUUACUUCCAGCAAGUCACGGUCGCGUUCCAAAUCUCGUUCGAAGUCCCGCUCUAGAUCUCGUUCUCGCUCAAGGUCAACCUCGAAGACUAGAUCCCGAUCUCGUUCUCGAUCAAAGUCGAAGAGUCCGAGCAGAAAAUCAGUGAAGAAAGUCACCAAGAAGGCUAAGAAGGCGAAAAAGGCUAAGAAAGUGAUCCGAAAGCGCAAGGCCCUGGCCAAAAGGCGCGUCGUAAAGAGGAAAUACUACAAAGGAACCAAAAAGACGACCAAGGUUCGCAGGAGGCGACGAUCCGCCCGCAAGUGAACUUACUGAUAGUAUAACAAAACUGCGAUGUCUUUUCGUCUCCCUUCUAAGAACACUCAAAGACUUUGUCUCUACAAUCUCUCAUGAGAGCAAACGCCUAAACGCUGAAGAACUGUUAGUAAGCGAAGUUGACAGGAUCCUCGGUUUUAUCAUCAUAAUUUUUUUUUGUUUUAAAAGGAUUGUACACACAAGAAAACUUUGAUUAAACAGUGAAGGCGAAGACUUGUUGGUGUGUGAUUUUCUAUAAAUAUGGGGGAAGAAAAAGCGAUGAGUUUACAAGUAGAAAAGUCGGCAACUAACUUUUCCCUAACGCAGAAGCGACAACAAUCAGUUAAUUUCCAAAAUUUUUAAUUAGGAGGCACUUAUGUUAUUAUGCCUGGGUGGUGUACUUAUAGGUCGGCGCGCGCGUGGCCUUUUUUUGCGCGCACCUUGAUUUUGUGCGCGUUUGGAGCUAUCUGCCAAAACUUUGCCAUAGACAGAAUUUUUAAGAAUUUUUUGUCGCGUCUUUGUUGUAAAUUAAAAGCGCAAGGUUGCGCGCGCGAUACUUAAGCGGCAUUCAACGCGUAACAAAUGCUGCCUGAGGCGUCUUCAUUGACGGACUUUUUCCUAACUUUUCGUGAAAAAUUUUUACUGAAUCAAACGAUUUGGAUCGAUUUCUUUUUCCAAGAAGCUUAAUUUUAGUGUGUUUCAAGCGACAGUUUUACUUUUUAAGUUUCUGGUAAAUCAGUGUCAAUACUGCCCGUGCGAUUAACAAGCGCGUGGCUUGCAAUGUUGUCACAGUCUCUUUUACGACUGGCCGAAGAUCGACGGCGAGGCUUUGGAGAGAUGUAAAAAAUUAAUCAAUCAAUCAAUCAAUCAAUCAAUCAAUCAAUCAAUCAAAUCUGUAGUGAAAAUGAAUAAGUUCAAAGCCAGCACAUUUACGUGCUUUUACAAAGUCAUACUAUUUUACUUAUCUCAUCAGUUUAUCUUGUUUUCCUAUAGCAAAAUAUAAUCCAGUAUUUUUCGUUUCAGGAUGGAAAAAGGCAAAAUCCACGAUUCAAGUGGCAACGGCGGAGCUUUUUCCAUAAAGUAAGUUGGCGGAAUUUUUUCGAGGAAGGGCAAGGGAAACAAUGGAAAAAUUAAACCAAUUUUGCUGUCUGAAUGACUCAAAACUAUUGGUUCAGAGCGGGUUUCGAUUAAGUGUUAAGCAAAAACGGAAGUAAUUACAGCAACCAAUCAAAGAAGAGAAUACCAUCACAAGGCGGCAAUGAGAACUCAAACUGCCUAAAGCGCGGUAAAAGGCGAGUGACGAAGAUGCGUUUGGUUUUUUUGCAUCUGAUUGGUUGAGAGGAUGGCGUGAGUUUUGUGGCUUACUACACGGCGAAGUAAAGCAAAACCAACGCUUUUCCAGAUUACUUUCGACAAUUAAAGUAAAAUUUCUCAAAAUCACUACCUGUCUGUAUAUGCGUAGCACUUCUCCACCGCAGAAGUUAACUAAGACAAGUGUCAUUACGCCUCUGGUUUUUUUCUUUGUCUCGUCAGAAUUCAGUUCAACUCCGAGGAGCAGUGGACCAAGGCGCUAAAAUUCGUGCUGACUAACUUGAAAUGGGGACUGGCGUGGGUCUCGUCCCAGUUUACUGAAAAGUGACUCAGACUAGCGGUCAGUCUGGAUAAUGCACUUCUGCAAGAAGUUUAUAAUGUACGAACACGGAAUCAGUUGACUUUGAAUAAUUGCUCUUGUAGUCUGAAGUUUGCUUUUGAAGAAAGUAAUAGAAACAAGACUCUUUAAAGAAAGAAACUUCAGAUUCUCAAGAGCACAGUGUAGAUAUUUUUGAAAGCAUUUCACAAGGCUUGAGCGAACGAUUCAAACUCUUGUAGUCAUUAUCUUAAAACAUGAUUUCUUCUUUCUUGUGACCACGAUUCCUGUUACUUCGACUUUCAGUUUUGAGAAUUCCACGCCUUCUUACUUAUUUCACAAAGUAUUGCUGUUGAAACCAAAAAUUACAUGUUGAUUAACUAAUGUUUGAAAAAGAGGAAAAAACACAUUCACAUAGACAACAAAAAUCUUCCUCUUUUAAUCCUUAUGCGGAAAAAACUAAAAGGAGAAGUAAAAAAUAAACGAGACAAACAAAAUAAAAAGAAGGUAUGUUUGUCGUAUGUUAUCUAUGUAGCGGUUUCUUUUAUCGACAAAAAAGGGAGU